CCAAACAUUACUUGAGAGAAAAAAAAAACAUUACUUGAGAUCAAAGAUCAUGUCUUUAAGUCCGAGAGAUCCUCUUGUGCUUGCAAGAGUUGUGGGUGAUGUUGUUGAUCCUUUCAUGAGAUUGAUCUCUCUUACGGUUAAUUAUGGCCAAAGACAGGUUACUAAUGGUUUGGAUCUAAGGACUUCUCAAGUUCUGAAUAAACCAACGGUCGAGAUCGGAGGAGAUGACCUCAGAAAUUUAUACACUUUGGUUAUGGUGUCCAGAUGUGCCAAGUCCAAGCAACCCUCACCUCCGAGAAUAUCUCCAUUGUACAUAGGAUUGGAAACUUUGAAUGACUAUUCUACAUCAACAUCAAGAGCAUUUAAGUAUGCGGCUAAACAAUAUCUUAAAUCUUUAGCAAAAAAAAACAAUAUCGUAAAUCUAAAUGGCUGCUCUCAUUACAGGUUGGUGACUGAUAUACCUGCCACAACUGGAACCGCUUUUGGCAAUGAAUUGGUGCACUAUGAGAACCCAUGUCCCAAUUCAGGAAUUCACCGAGUAGCACUGAUGUUGUCCCGGCAACUCAGAAGACAAACGGUUUAUGCACCUGAGUGGCGCCAACGCUUCAACACUCGUGCGUUCGCUGAGAACAACAAUCUUGGUCUACCCGUGGCUGCCGUUUUCUUCAACUGUCAGAGAGACAAUGGCUGCGGAGGAAGAAGAACAUAGAUAUCCAUACCUCCUUUUUUUUUUUUUUUUAGGUAACCGCGGGUUUCCGGCGACCGUGGUCAACCGACUAUUCCCGCGAGGCCCACGGCACUCCACGUAUUCUUGGGAUUUAACUCUAGUCCGGGUGGCCAGCGGAACUCGAAAUGCUUGAAUCCAUACCUCCUUCCGCUUAAAUAAUCCAUUUGUCUACUCUAUAACCUUAUAUUUAAGCUAGCAUUUAGAUCAGGUUGUUGUAAUAAGAUUAUGAUGAUAUAUAUGACUAAACAGAUGGUAAUGCAUGCUGACAUCUAUAUAAGCAGUGGCGGAUCUACGUGGUGUGUGGGUGGGGCAGCUGCCCACCAUGAAUUUGUAAUUUUUAUGUAAUUUUAGUCAAGUUUUUUUAAUUUGUCCUUGUUGAAAUUUCAUGUGUAAUAAUUGUGA
This is a messenger RNA of Brassica oleracea var. oleracea, 1129 nucleotides long. RefSeq names its product protein TWIN SISTER of FT-like. Bases 50 to 709 code for a protein of 219 amino acids. The transcript has 4 exons. The record is from RefSeq and is a predicted model, not a curated record. Lineage: Eukaryota; Viridiplantae; Streptophyta; Magnoliopsida; Brassicales; Brassicaceae.